Messenger RNA from Lycium barbarum (goji berry), 1111 nucleotides. Its product is annotated as F-box protein At1g61340-like. NCBI's taxonomy places the organism in Eukaryota, Viridiplantae, Streptophyta, Magnoliopsida, Solanales, Solanaceae. The transcript is spliced from 4 exons. Bases 307 to 804 code for a protein of 165 amino acids. Gene Ontology annotation, molecular function: protein binding. The record is from RefSeq and is a predicted model, not a curated record.
CGAGUGCCUUCUAGGCAAGACCAAAUCUUUCUUCACAGUCAUAGAUUUUAUCCAUUAGCAAUUUAAAUAUUAUUUUGAAAAAAUGAUGGAGAGAGAGAAACAGUAAAAAAAGACAGUUGUAUAUAAGGAACUUGACCCGCAUCCAAUGAAGUGCUGUAAAAAGUUGUAGAAACUAGAAAGGCGGUUCAUUUGUUUCCUUGUUGAGAACAUCCGUUACUUCAAUCUUAAUUUACUGCUCUAGCGCAAAUCAGGGCUUCAUUUGAAGGUCUUGGACUUGGGUAUUAUAUUCAGUGAGAAGAAUCAAUUAUGGCAUUGGGCAAAAAAUGUGGAAGUUAUGGGUCAGGGCUAGUGAGAAGUACCUCAUUUGGGAGGAAAAGAAUUACAGUGGAUGUUGAUUUUAGUCCCACAACACCUAUGAAGAAAGUGUGCAGUCACAAUUCAUUUUUUAACUAUGAUAAGUCUCCUCUUGAAGACUUGCCUCAAGAUAUUUUGAUAAAGGUAGUGUGUGGAGUUGAACAUGAUGAUUUAAAGAGGCUGUUUCAUGUAUCAAGGGCAAUCCGAGAAGCCACUAUAAUUGCAAAAAGGUUGCACUUUGAGUAUGCAACACCAAGGAAGACUAUUGGCUUCAAGAAUGCAUUCAAGGAUUUGGGUGAAUUCAAUGAUGUUGAAGCUCCAAAUGCUCCGAGGCAAUUGAAAGUUCGAAAAUUAAAGCUAAGCAGAAAGAAAUUGGCUGACAUUUCUGUUACCUUAUUUGCAUCAGAAGAAGAAGAUGAUGAUAAUAUGCAGAUGGAUUCUGAGUUAUAGAAGUGUAACUACUGUUGUACAAGUCAUAGGUUUUUUGGGCUGGAUCUGAUUAAUUACAUUAAUCAGUAGAUUUAAUAGUCUCUAGUGUUCUUCAAUCCUUUCAUUGAAGAUGAAUGGGGCUUGUUUAUUGUACAUGUAGAGAGAUGGAGAGUUGAUUUUAGGGAUUUUGUUUGAAGGGCUUUUUUUGGCGCCUUCUGAUUUCAUAAAAAUGUAGGCUGUACAUAGCAAGGACCCGUGCAUUGUUGUGGUACUAUUUAGUAAAUUAAAUGAGAGUUAUCUUCCACUUUCAAUGAUGACUUGUUAAUUG